GAAAAUAAAGAAUCAUCAUUUAAUACCCUCCACCCUUAUUCUCCACCCCCUCUCUCCCCCUCUCUUUUUCCGAGUCCGAGGAUCGAGCCGGGAGACAGUCGACAGGCGUCGUAAGCAAGCGACGCUUCUUUAAAAAAUGUAUUUAUUUACCAACAAAUUACCGUAACUUGAUAUCUCGGACUUUUACCCGCGCUGUCUAAUACGAUUGUACGUGCUAGUUGUAUGCGUAAGUUGGAUAUGCGCAUCUGGAUCCCGAAGUGUUGAUGAAGACAUCUGGCGUUUAAAUCUAAGCUGUUCAAGGAACGUUUGUCUCGCGCGCGACUCAAGCCGUCUCGACGGGUCACGUACCGCGGAAACCAGACGUCAGUAACGAGGUGGAUCAUAGCCAUGCUGUCGCUGGACGAGCCCCUGGACCUGAAGAUUCCCUCCAGCCGUGACAGGACGAUAAGAACAUCCAUCUGCGCCCCACUGCAAUUCGCUCGUGCACGAAUAUCACGAGCAUCACGCGUAUCCAGCCCUGAUACAACAGAUGAGAAAGACAUGUCAGACUCUUCAUCCACAGUGGUGGAUCUGAGCCUGUCCCCAUCCUCCUCUCCCUCACCACCAUCUCCCAUAGACAGCGGUGCCAGCUGGAGUCCGCCUCUGCUGGCUGCAGAAUCAGAAAGCUCAGUUUACCAUGAGGAGAGCGCCUCUCCGCCUCCGGGUUUUCGGUUCUUCCUUCCCAUUGGAACAGAAGGUCCUCUGCGCCUGCCUUCCUCGAUGUUGAUUGGUCAGCACUCGCCUGAGCCCUCAGUGGACGAGCAGCUGGCCUGCCGCUGGCUAAAGUGCCAUCUGCUGUUCGAGAGCCUGCAGGACCUGGUGAAUCAUGUGAAUGACUCACAUGUGAAACCAGAGAAGAAUUCGGGAUACUGCUGUCAAUGGGAGGGUUGUGCACGCAAGGGUAGAGGCUUUAACGCCAGGUACAAGAUGUUGAUUCAUAUUCGCACUCACACGAAUGAGAAACCUCAUCACUGCCCUACCUGCCACAAGAGUUUCUCUCGGCUUGAGAACCUCAAAAUACACACGCGCUCACACACAGGAGAGAAGCCCUAUAUUUGCCCUUAUGAAGGCUGCAACAAACGUUACUCAAACUCCAGUGACCGUUUCAAACACACGCGCACGCACUACGUGGACAAGCCCUACUGCUGCAAAAUGGUGGGCUGUCUGAAACGCUACACCGACCCCAGCUCUCUCCGCAAACACAUCAAGGCACACGGCCAUGCCGUGGCCCAGAAACAGAGCAGCUCGCCCAGGGUGGACGGUCUGCGAAGAGGAAUUUAUGCCGAAGGAGAAGGUGCCUCAACGGUGAUGGAUCCUCAUUACCCCGGAGGGGCUCAUUACUUCCUCCCAGGGGCGGUGACGGGCUUGCUAGGGGCUCACGCCUUGCACACCCUUGCGGGGCCCCUUGGAGGUCACCCCCUGGAUCUGUCCAUGCUCAGCCCGCUUUUAGGAGCAGGGCCUGUACUGUACCCCAACCCUAGCGCAUUAGGGAUCGGUAAGGUGCCGAUGCUUCACCCCUUGUUGUUACCGUCCCUAGGGCUUAGUGGGGGGCAGAUGGAAAGAGGAAUGGAGGAAGAGGAGGAUAUUGAUGAGGAUGAUGAUAAGGGCAGGUUGGGAGCAAGGCGGAGCCCCCCAUCAUGGGUUGUGAUCCCCCCAGGCAUGCUCUUUUUGAAACAGGUGGUGACCACAUAGGGAGACUCUAUGUAGUUUUGUGCACAGGUCUGAUUUUUGGGAAUGACGAAUGAGAUCAUACUAUAAGUUUAGUAGGUUACAAAAUUCAAACAUUUAUUUUCGUAAUUCCCAACGCAGUGACUCGGCAUUUGAUUCAUAUGCUGUAUGACUUUAUAUAUUUGCUUUAUAAACUUCAAAAAGCACGUGUUAUAUCUGACGAGAAUCUUCUAUUUGAUUCGAGGGCGAAGCUUCAUAAAUCAGAGACACACCUUGAUUCCGCCAAAUGAAUCUUCCGGAAGGUCAGCCUCAUUUUCUGACUUAAAUAUUUUAAAGGCUGACUCAUAAAAUCGACCCACAGUGGGCAAACAAAAAUAGCAGGAUAUGCUAAAGCAAACAUACUAUAUGCUAUCCAAACAGAACAUAUUUACAUUAUAGAUGAAAGCAUCUAAUGCAACUAACAAACAGAGGAAUGUGAGCAACAUCGCUUUACCCUUGCUUCCACAUCAAGGGAAAAAAAUCUAUCAUUGGCAACCAAAUUCAUAAAACAUUCAGGUCAACUUAAUUGAAAUUGUGGGUUUGGGACCAAAGCGAAUGUGAGCUUUAGACAACAAUGUGAGCUUUAGACAUUUGGCACUUUAGAAAUAAGCAGAAUAAAGAACAAAAUGCAAAAAUGAAAGGUACGGAUGUUGAAUUAUUGGAACAUGCCGUUCAAUCCUAACUGAAACUAUUUCCUGAAUCUGUUAAUGAAAAUGUGCCUGAUAAAACUUUAGAUUGUGGCCAUAAAGGUAGGUAACAGAUCAAUAAACAGGACUUUGAAGUGGGUAUUUCAAUAAAACUGAAUUAUAAAAUAAUUACCGGCUUAUAUUCUUAAAAAAAUAUUAUUUUACCUGAUGCUUCUGAAGUGCUUCUGUUUGUCUGAAGACGAGACAUUGGUUGUGUCAGAACCUCUAUGUAUUUUUGUGACUCAAGUCUAUUUAGACUCCUCUCUGUAACCCGUUACUAAGUUCAGUGACUAGCGAUUAUUUUAAUGCAUGGUUGACCUGUCUCAUGUCCAACCGGAUCCCAAUUGGAAUCCCAUAUGUAACAUUUUACACAUGACGAUUUGCAUACAGCUUGUUUGAUUAAGUCGCACAUGCACAACCGAAGAAUGCUACGACUACGGCUUGAGUAUUUUAUGAUAUAUUUGCACAGUUGGAUAUUUUAUCAAACGUAUUUUUACCAGUACCAAGUGCCUUCUAUUGUAAGGUUGUUAUUGACGAAAUAUAAUGUAUGAAGUACAUUUGGAUGUAUAUUGUCAAUGUAUGUAUAUUUUAUGUGAAUUCAAUGGGCUACUAUGUAACGUUUGUUUUUUAAUGACAUUGAGGCUAUUGCUUCAUGAGCUCAUGCUGAUGAGUGUCUUACCCUACCACAGGACGUCUGUCAAAGUGACCGGAAUGAAAUGUAUGAUAUAGAUAGGAACC
This is a messenger RNA of Triplophysa dalaica, 3170 nucleotides long. It is a transcript of the gene glis2a, whose product is annotated as GLIS family zinc finger 2a. Lineage: Eukaryota; Metazoa; Chordata; Actinopteri; Cypriniformes; Nemacheilidae. The transcript has 7 exons. Gene Ontology annotation, molecular function: RNA polymerase II cis-regulatory region sequence-specific DNA binding; DNA-binding transcription factor activity, RNA polymerase II-specific. Gene Ontology annotation, biological process: smoothened signaling pathway; regulation of transcription by RNA polymerase II. Gene Ontology annotation, cellular component: nucleus. The record is from RefSeq and is a predicted model, not a curated record. The coding region runs from base 388 to 1731 and encodes 447 amino acids.